GUAGCAGCUCAUUGCGUAGAGGCGCUGUGCAUUGAGAAAAACAAGCUGCAGCACUUUACAGCCUCCACCGGAUAAAGCUCUGAAUUCAGGACAAAGCGAAUCCCUCUGAUAUAUUUUUUUAAAAACAUCAAAAACAAGUGGAAAUUUUUGUUUUUCCUGUACAAUUUCUUCCUAUUUAGCAAUAAUUAUAAUAAUAACCUGUGGGAUUAUUCCUCUACGAGUUGGAGGUAGUGAGUUUUAUUUUUUAUUUUGCACUAUUUAUUGUUUUGGCUGAGGCUCAAGUGAUUAAAUUAGAAAUUUAAAAAAGUGACAGAGGCUGCAGUAAAGUGGGGGUAGAGGUGGGGUUGGGGGGAUCUGUCGAAGAAAUCAAGUCAAUAGAAACUGAAGUGGAAGCAGGCGUUUAGCCGUGGUGACGUCGCUGCUCCACAUUGAACCAGUAGUAGAGAGUCAGUGGAGAUAGAUAGAGGAGCGCCGGAGUAAAGUACACACCGACAUGAACUUCUCCCUCUAAAACUUCAGCCUUGUUGCUCUAAAAGCCGAAAGAGGACCAGCUUUUUUUUUCUUAUAUCUUUGUUUUUUUUUUUUAUUCGCCUCUUUAUUUUUGAACGGGGAGCUCAGAGGAGAGGCACAUUUUUGGGGGUUUAUUUCUGUUUUUUUUUUUUCCUUCUGGGAGUGCGUCGACGACGAGAGCCAUGUCGUCCGCGGCGGUCGCUGCUUCUUCCAGGAGGCAGUCGUGUUAUUUAUGCGACCUGCCCCGCAUGCCUUGGGCCAUGAUCUGGGAUUUUACCGAGCCCGUCUGCAGGGGAUGCGUCAACUACGAGGGAGCCGACCGCAUCGAGUUUGUCAUCGAGACGGCCCGCCAGCUGAAGCGGGCUCACGGCUUCCAGGAGGGGAGGUCUUCCGGGCCGGGCAAGGCGCAGCUCUCCGGGAAGGAGAUCCAGGCGAUCAACCACCCAUCAGCGGGGGACACCGGUUCGCGGCCGCCGCAGCCCCUGGACCGCUACCCGCUGUCCUCCGACCGCCCGCCCAGGCUGGGGCCAGAGUACCAGUCUGGCCGGCAGGCGAACGGCAUUCCGGUCCCUAACGGAUUUCCCAAGCCCGACGAGCCGCCGGAGCUGAACCGCCAGAGCCCCAACCCGCGCAGGAAUAACGCGGUUCCGCCGAACCUAGUGCCUUUGGUGAACGGCAUGACCCCGGUGCACCCAGUCAACGGCAGACCGGGACAGAUGGGGCUCACCUCCGCGCUGGCGGGCGGUAAUCCCGCCGAUCUGGGCAAGAGACCCGCGUCGGUGUCCAGCACCGAGCACGACAGAGAGGGGAAGGAGAAACACAGACCGGACAGCCUAACGCAGGAGAUCUCCGAGAGCCACAAGAGCCGAGAGCAGGACUGGGGCAAGGGGAAGACUGUGAGGGACCUGAUGGCUCUGCACACCUUCGACAGCAGGUUCAAGAAGGAACAUGUGGCCAUGGCACCAAGAAUGAACUACGAGCCCUGCACCCCCCCAUCCAAGUCAGACAGAGGAAAGCACCCCCGCUUGAAGAGAAAAGCAUCGCCAGAACCGGACGGAGAGAGCACAGCCCCCAAGCUCAAUGGGGAUGGACAGCAGUGGUUACCGCCGCCCGCCGAGGGACCCAAAAUGCCUCCAGUUCCCCCACCAGGCUUCACAUCUCCCCCCUCCACGAUAUCCCCGCACCCCCGUACCACCCCACCUGAGGCCCAGAACGGCCAGUCCCCCAUGGCGGCGCUCAUCAUGGCGGCAGACAACGCGGGUGGGAACAGCUCCCCCAAGGACGGUAACCAGGUCCACUCCACCACCCGGAGGAACAGCAGCAGCCCGCUGUCGCCGUCCUCCAUGAACCAGAGGAGGCUGACGCAGAGAGAGGCGUCCGGUGCGGGCACCCCACAGGUGGGCAUGGACCAGGUGCACCCCCAAAGCAUUCCAGACUCCUCGGUACCGGGCAGCAUACCGCUGUGCUGCACGCUGUGCCACGAGCGUUUGGAGGACACACACUUUGUUCAGUGCCCGUCCGUGCCCUCUCACAAGUUCUGCUUCCCGUGCUCGAGGGAAAGCAUUAAGCAGCAAGGUGCCACGGGUGAAGUGUACUGUCCAAGCGGAGAGAAAUGUCCCCUGGUUGGCUCCAACGUACCAUGGGCUUUCAUGCAGGGGGAAAUCGCCACCAUCCUUGCAGGAGAUGUCAAAGUAAAAAAGGAGAGGGACCCUUGAUUUUGUCUGAACACUUCUUCUGGGGAGGGGAGGCAAAAAUCUGAGUAUAAAUAUAUAAAUAUCACAUACAUACCAUUCAAAACAAACUAACGGACUUGUACAUAUUGGACCCAAGGGAAGAGUAUACUUCGUAAACAUGGUUGUAUAAUUUUUGAUUUUUGAAUACAUUGUGUUUCUAUAUUUUUGAAGAUAAAGGUAUGUACUCAUCAUAAUGAACUACGUUCCUCUUUGUUGAUGUUUAACAAAAAUUCUUGAUGUACUUCUAGGUCUGGUGGCAGUUCCUGUUUAACGUAGAAUGUGACUAAUGCUACUCUACGAGCACUUGGCAAAACUAAAAUGCUUUUAGCUGUACUUGUAUGCACUUGUUUAAAAAAAUUGCCAAAUACAAUUUCUCAUCUUGUAUGAA
This is a messenger RNA of Xiphophorus couchianus (Monterrey platyfish), 2631 nucleotides long. It is a transcript of the gene irf2bp2a, whose product is annotated as interferon regulatory factor 2 binding protein 2a. Bases 693 to 2225 code for a protein of 510 amino acids. The record is from RefSeq and is a predicted model, not a curated record. Gene Ontology annotation, cellular component: nucleus. Gene Ontology annotation, biological process: regulation of transcription by RNA polymerase II. Lineage: Eukaryota; Metazoa; Chordata; Actinopteri; Cyprinodontiformes; Poeciliidae. The transcript has 2 exons. Gene Ontology annotation, molecular function: transcription corepressor activity.